Podarcis raffonei (Aeolian wall lizard) is the source of this 1309-nucleotide messenger RNA. RefSeq names its product ubiquitin conjugating enzyme E2 L3 (gene UBE2L3). Lineage: Eukaryota; Metazoa; Chordata; Lepidosauria; Squamata; Lacertidae. Bases 100 to 564 code for a protein of 154 amino acids. The record is from RefSeq and is a predicted model, not a curated record. The transcript has 4 exons.
CCCGGCGCGUGUCAACUCCAGGAAGCGCAGGGUCUAUGUAGCCGCCUCGUCCGCAGCCGCCGCCGCCAUGCAUUGUGGGGCAGCGGCAGCAGAUCCAAGAUGGCGGCCAGCAGGAGGCUGAUGAAGGAGCUUGAAGAAAUCCGCAAAUGUGGAAUGAAGAACUUCCGUAAUAUCCAAGUUGAUGAAGCUAACUUAUUGACUUGGCAAGGGCUUAUUGUUCCUGACAAUCCUCCGUACGACAAGGGUGCGUUCAGAAUCGAAAUCAACUUUCCAGCAGAGUAUCCAUUCAAACCUCCCAAGAUUACAUUUAAAACAAAGAUCUAUCACCCUAACAUCGAUGAAAAGGGGCAGGUUUGUUUGCCAGUAAUUAGUGCUGAAAACUGGAAGCCAGCCACCAAAACUGAUCAAGUAAUCCAGUCCCUCAUAGCACUGGUGAAUGACCCCCAGCCCGAGCACCCACUUCGGGCCGACCUAGCCGAAGAAUACUCUAAGGACCGUAAAAAAUUCUGUAAGAACGCUGAAGAGUUUACAAAGAAAUAUGGUGAAAAGCGACCAGUGGACUAAAAAAAAAAAAAAAACCUGACAGAGUUGAUGUCAGCCAUGUGUGAUAGAAGAUCUGGAGCAGUGCAUUUCAGACACACCACAAAGCAGGACUCUAUGGGAAAUUGACAAGUGCCACCUCUCGGUGUUAACUUGUGGCUGUUACUAACUUUCUACAGUUUCUUAAUCAAAAGUGGGCUAGGUAACCUGUAAAGAAAGGAUUAAAAAUUUAAGAUGUUCUAGUUCUGCUUUCUUUGUUUAAAAUCACUGCUUCAAUAUACUUUUAAAGGAUGCUGUUUCUCUUUUUUUUUUCCUUGUCAGAAUUUAUCAAAAAUAUCGUAGACUUAUAAUCUGCCCUUAAAAGUUCAAAAGGUUGUGGCUGUUAUUUCUCAUUUUCCUUACAAUUCCUUCCUCCCACAUUUAAGUUUUCCCCCUUAUCCUUCCCUCUCCCCACCCCAAAAAAAACACCCCUCACCCCAAAGAAACAAAACCCCACCAUCACACUGAUGUCUUAGCAAAAUUAUCUCGUUGUCCUGGCAAAAGAAAAGAAAAGAAAGAGUUGAAUGUUUGGCAGUUUUGCUUCCUUUAUCCCUCUUCAAAAUGCUGCACUGUGCUUUGUGGAACUUGGUCUCAAGUUUCUCUUAACUCCAGUUUGUAACAUAAUAAAAUCUACCACAUGUACUCCGUAAAAUAAUCAGAACCAAGCCUAGAUCUCGUGUAAAUUCGGCUGUUGUGACUACAAUAAUGUUUAUUAAAUGGGGAACUCCAA